Messenger RNA from Lottia gigantea (owl limpet), 1313 nucleotides. RefSeq lists its product as hypothetical. The coding region runs from base 1 to 1215 and encodes 404 amino acids. The transcript has 10 exons. Gene Ontology annotation, molecular function: protein binding. The record is from RefSeq and is a predicted model, not a curated record. NCBI's taxonomy places the organism in Eukaryota, Metazoa, Mollusca, Gastropoda, Lottiidae.
AUGCAUUAUCCUAGAAUACCAGAAAGAUGUGGCCAUAUAUCUCAAUGUAUUGGAAUGAAUGUUUUAGUUUGUGGUGGAUAUCAGGUAAAUGAUUCAUACUAUUUAUCACCAUGUGAUAUUUGGGUUUAUAAUUUAGAAUUAGAAACAUGGAAAUUACAUAAAAGUAGAGGAGAGGUACCAAAUGGUAUGUCGGGAAGCUGUAGUUGUGUUUAUGAUGAAUUUUUAUAUGUGAUAGCAGGACAUUCUUAUGAAGGAAAUGUGAAUACUGUACAUAAACUUAAUUUAAAAACUUUGACAUGGUCUAAACUAACAGUGUUGGGUGAAGCCUUAAGUCCUAGAGACAAAGCUACAUGCUGGUGUUAUGAUAAUAAAAUAUAUGUUUUUGGUGGAUUUGGUGUUCCAUUAAAUCAUUAUAUUCACGACCAUGGUAAUUUUGAAUUUGAUCCAACUUUACAGAUGCGUGAUAGAGGAUCAUUACAUAACCGAGGUUGGAAUAAUCAAGUGGUUGUAUUUGACAUUAAAGAUGAAACUUGGUCAAACCCAAAGUGCAAGGGUGUUUUACCUCAGCCUAGAGCUGCCCAUGCUACAGCUAGAAUAGGUGAUAAUGUUUAUUUAUUUGGUGGAAGAUAUCUAUAUGAUAGAUUGAAUGAUCUUCAUUGUUUAAAUUUGAAGACUCUAACUUGGAGUGGAGAGUUAAAUAUAAGUUCUAACAUACCAGUUGGAAGAUCAUGGCAUACAUUAACUUCCGUAUCAGAAAAACUUUUGUUUCUGUACGGUGGUUAUACCCAAAAUCAAGUGCCUUUAAGUGAUGCAUGGGUUUUGGAUGUGAUAAGUUUACAAUGGACACAAUUAAAUGUUCCUAUCAAUAGACCGAGGUUAUGGCACAGUGCUUGUGUAUCACAAGAAGAAGAUAUUGUUAUAUUUGGUGGCUGUGCCAGUAAUAUAUUAGAUCAAAGACAAAUGACUGCACAUACCAAUGAUAUUAUAUGUUUUCGAGUCAGUCCUAAAUCACUUCAAAGGUUGUGUUUUGAAGCUGUAUUUUCCAUGAAGGAUAAAACCCAAUCGUCAUGGGAGUUCUUGCCAUAUAAUAUUAGAAAUAUGUUAAAUGAUAAACUGAAUAUCAGUCAGAUGAAUAACCUCAAUAGAAAGAAAAGAGUGAGGACAACAUCAUCCUCGUCUGCAAUCAGUCGGAAUACAACAUGUACCAUAUCUUGAUGGUUAUUCUGUAAUAUUUUAACUGUGUGGAUGAUUAGAAGAUGUUGUGACAGACUGACUAAGAAGGGCAGCAUUAUGGUGAAAUAAAUGGCAGAAUC